UAAAACUAGUAAAUAUUACUUGAGAAAGAGUUGUGAUAUGGAGAAAGUUUUAAAGAAGCAUUUUAUUCUAGUUCAUGGAUUUUGCCUUGGUGCUUGGUGUUGGUACAAACUUAUCACACUUCUUGAAAAAUCAGGUCACAAAGUUACUGCUUUAGACCUUAGUGCUUGUGGGAUCAAUAUGAAACAACUCAAGGAAAUUGGUUCAAUAUCUGAUUAUGUUCAACCAUUGAUGGAUUUUAUGGUCUCUUUGCCAAAUGAUGAAAAGGUUAUUUUGGUAGGUCAUAGCUAUGGUGGCCUUUGCAUUUCUCUUGCCAUGGAAGCCUUUCCUCAGAAAAUUUCAGCAGCAAUUUUCAUCUCUGCUUAUAUGCCCAAUCAUAUAGAUCCUCCUGCAUUUCUUAUUCAAGAGUACUUCAGGAGAACUUCAAUGGAGUCGCUCAUGGAUUGUCAAUUUACAUUCGAUAAAGGAAUGGAAAAUAAACCAACAUCAUCUAUUUUUGGCUCACAUUUCAUGCAAGCUAAUCUUUACACGCAUUGCCAAGCUGAGGACUUGGAAUUGGCAAAGAUAUUGAUAAGACCAGGCAAGUUUUUCACAGAAGACAUGUCAAAGGAAGGGCUGUUGACACAAGAAAAGUAUGGGUCGGUAAGAAGAGUUUAUGUGGUGUGCCAAGAUGAUCUAGUCAUGGAAGAAGAAUUCCAAAUAUAUAAUAUACAGAAGAGCCCUCCUGAUCAAGUCAAAUUGAUUGCCAAAUCUGGCCAUAUGGUCAUGAUAUCCCAAGCUCAGAAGCUUUCCCUCUGUCUGCAGGAAAUUGCUAGCAAUAAUGAUCAUUGAAUAGAUUAAUAAAUGGCUUAAUACAUUCACAUGUACAACCUCUUAAACUUGAAAGUAAAUUUCAUUUGAACACUCGAAUACAAAUUGUUCUAAUUGAGCACAUGAAAACAUGAUAGGCAUUCCUAGUAGAUACUAACAUAUUUUAA
Molecule: messenger RNA, 975 nt
Organism: Lycium ferocissimum
Lineage: Eukaryota; Viridiplantae; Streptophyta; Magnoliopsida; Solanales; Solanaceae
Product: methylesterase 10-like
Exons: 3
Coding region: 38-829 (263 amino acids)
Biological process (GO): jasmonic acid metabolic process; salicylic acid metabolic process
Molecular function (GO): methyl jasmonate esterase activity; methyl salicylate esterase activity; methyl indole-3-acetate esterase activity
Source: RefSeq, a predicted model, not a curated record